Gopherus evgoodei (Goodes thornscrub tortoise) is the source of this 3292-nucleotide messenger RNA. RefSeq names its product zinc finger protein RFP-like. The record is from RefSeq and is a predicted model, not a curated record. Lineage: Eukaryota; Metazoa; Chordata; Testudines; Testudinidae. Gene Ontology annotation, molecular function: zinc ion binding; protein binding.
UUGUGCUGCAGGCAGGGUGGAUUCCUGAGCUCAGGAAAGUGAAACUAACCCAGUAACAGAGUCCAGAGGGAGCCAUGGCCGCAGAGAACCUCAUGGAUCUUCUCCAGGGCGAAGCUAGCUGCCCUAUCUGCGGGGAGUAUUUUAAAGACCCAGUGGUUAUAGACUGUGGGCACUGUUUCUGCCGAGCCUGCAUCAGCCAGUGCUGGGAGGGUCUGGAUACAAGCUUCUCCUGUCCUCAGUGCAGAGAAACUGCAGAUCAGAGAAACCUGAGGCCGAACCGACCCUUGGCAAAUGUCCUAGAACUAGCCAAAUGGCUGAGUCUACAGGUGAUGAAGGUUGCAGGAGGGGAGGGAGUGUGUGAGGAGCACCGGGAGCCUCUCAAACUGUUCUGUGAAGAGGACCAAGCCCCGAUCUGCGUGGUGUGUGACAGAUCCCGGGCUCACAGAGCUCACACAGUGGUUCCUAUCGAGGAGGCAGCCCAGGAGUACAAGGAAAAGAUUCAGGCCCAUUUGGAGACUCUGAGGGAAGAGCAAGAGAAGCUGCUGGGUUUUAAAGUGACUGGGGAGGGGAAAAGUCAGGAGUCCCUGAUACAGACACAAACCGAGAGGCAGAAGAUUGUGUCUGAAUUUCAGCAACUGAGGAAGUUCCUGGAGGAACAAGAGCGACGUCUGCUGGCCCAGCCGGCAAACCUGGAAAAAGAGAUUGUGAAGAUACAGAAUGAAAAUGUCACUAAACUCUCUGAGGGGAUUUCCUGUCUCAGUGACCUGAUUAGUGAGAUGAAGGGGACGUGUCAGAAGCCAGCGAGCGAAUUCCUGCUGGAUAUCAGACGCACCUUGAGCAGGUGUGAGAUGGGGAAGUUCCAGCAGCCGGUGGAGCUUUCUGCUGAGCUGGAAAAGAGAUUCAGCGAUUUCUCCCAGAAAAAUUUUGCUCUACCGGAGACUAUGAAGAAGUUCAAAGACAUGCUGCGCUCUGAACUGAAGGUAAAAGGGAAAUCCCUGGGAUCAGACAGACCAGUGAAUGUGACUCUAGAUCCAGACACGCCUCAUCCCAAACUCAUUCUGUCUGAGGAUUGGAAAAGUGUGAGAUGGGGAGACACAUGGCAGGAUCUGCCCGACAAUCCUGAGAGAUUUGACUCUGAUCCCUGUGUGCUGGGCUAUGAGGGAUUCACCUCAGGGAGACACUCCUGGGAGGUGGAGGCGGGGGAUGGAUUAUUCUGGGCUGUGGAGGUGGCCAGAGAGUCUGUGAAGAGGAAGGAAGGGGUCAGUUAUAACCCUGAGGGAGGGAUCUGGGCAGUGGAGCAGUGCUGGUGGGGUCAGUACCAGGCUCUCACCUCCCCUGUGACCCCCCUGCCCCUGAGCUGGGUCCCCAGGAGGAUCCGGGUUUCACUGCACUAUGAAUGGGGGCAGGUGACAUUUUUUGAUGCUGAUAACGAGACCCCGAUCUUUACUUUCCCACCAGCAUCUUUCAAUGGGGAGAGAAUCCGCCCCUGGCUCUCAGUGGGGUUGGAAACCCAGUUCAGACUGUGCCCCUGAGACACAUGGGGAAUAUUCCACUGAAUACUGAAAUCAGCCUCUCUAGCCUCACACAUACUAGUCCCCAUGACCCGGGAGGACACUAGUCUUCUUGCAGGCUCCUGGGGUCUCAGGUCUGGACGGUCAAACUACAGCGAUCAGGGAGCGAUUGAGGCAGAGAAAUCAAUCUCAUUGCCCCAUGGAUUGUACUGCCUGUUUGUCACUGGCCUCUGUGGUUCUGGGGACCCUGGGUCAGAUUGUGUCACUGAGAUAUCAGGGGAGUAGCCCUCUGAGAAUUUAAAACAAAAGCGGGGGCUUCUCUAGCCACCAUCAUCCCAGCAUCUGGGCGACUCUCAACUAUCUAGCUUCCUGACUCAUCUUUAUGAGCCUGGAGGAGUCCUGUCUACCCAACCCCUGAUACCUCAUCUCUGGGACACCUGGGAACCCUUCCCCUCCCUCCCUGCAGCCCCAGGGAUGGGAAGAGGGAGGGGUGAAGAACCCCUGGAUCAGCAGGAGGAGCAAAUGGGCCCUGAGGGGCAGAUGUGGGGGCAGUGGGGGCAGAACUGAUGGAGAGACAGGAGGCUGAAGUGAUGGGCCUGGGGAAAGAAUUAAUAGCUUGGCAGGGGACAGGAAGCUGUCAGGAAGCUGGAGGUGGCAGAGACACAGAGUUAGUUAAUUAAUUAGGGUUUGAGUCCUUGGGGACAAGAUGGAGGCACCGCACCAGCAGGGAGCCUGGGAGAAGGAGAGCCAGUGACUGAAGCAUGUGACCUCCAUGCCCUCAAGGAAAGGGAUGCUAGGGUGGGAAAGAGUUUGGGGUUUUCUGAAAGAGAAAAGAAAAAUAAAAGUGAAUAAACAAAGACGCGCCGGGAGAGUGGAGGGAGGCUAAAGUGAAGAGUGAAAGCAAAAAAAUUGUGAGACUUGGAAAGCUCAGGGGGCAACAAGAGGUGAGAAGAUAAACUCAGGGCAGAGAACUGGCAACGUGAGCUGGAGAGAUCUGUGAUCAGGAACAGAGGAGACUGAGGGGAACGCAGGGAAAUAAACAGGGAUGGAAAACAAGGGCCAGAGAAAAUGGUGUGUAAAACCGAAUCAAAUGAAAGAAAAGGGGGAAGAAAAGAGAAUGCGAGAGGGGAGAGGGAGUUUUUUAAAAUGUGACUGAUGUUAUGGAAAUUCUCUCUCAGCUCCUUUUCAGCCUGACUUUUACUUAUUGCAAAUGAAGCAUAUUUAUUCCUUGUUUAUUUCCUUUUAAUUUCCUUGCUGUCAUUUUUGAAGGCAGUCAUGGGUUUCCCCUUGGCCUUUUCCUUAAUUGGUUGUAUUCACUCCCUCUAGCCUCGCACACCCCAGUCACUCUGACGCUGGAGGACUAUUGUCAUCCUGCAGACUGUCUACUGUGCCGUCUCUGUGACCUUAAAUGCUACAAUCUUUGUACUGUCAAACCAGAGAGAACAGGGCGUGAUUGAGAUAGAAAAGGCAAUUUCCUUGCCUUACGGCUUGUGUAGUCUGUUUUUCACUCCCCUCUAUGAUCAAGGAGGACUCUGGCAGCCUCUAGGGUCAGACCCUGAUAGAUAGGGACCCAGGCAUGAAAGCGACAGUGUCAUUCAUGUAACGCAGUAGUUCAUCAUAAGUGGAGCCAUUUAAAAGUCUUUACAAAUGACACAUUGCACAAAUUGGGUCCCUGGUUCCUUUUCUGAUUAUUAAAUAAUCAGGCCUAUGUAGACGAUGUCCUCACAUUUAUAGUAAACAAACAAUUUUCAAUAAAUGUAAAGUUAUUUUCUGCUUGGUGU